UCCCUCUUUCGGGUUUUUCAUGGUCGUGCAAAGAAACACAGAAACAUCGACUUAUUUAUGCACACGUUUUAAUUCCUUGCACGCAAGAAUCUCUGGUUGUCUGAUUUUUCAUAUUUAUGGUUGAAGUAUGGCAGUUGGCGACAGCGCCAUCUUUCUCUCUCUGAUUAGAAACUCGUGAAUUUAUCCAUUUUUCCCAUCGUCGGCAUUGAGAAUUCGGAUUUUAGGUAGAUUAUCUUUUCCCAGCUUGGAUUCUAGUCUGUACUUUGAGAAAUCGGUGGUUUUCAGGAUCUUGGGUUCCUGAAUUAGCGGUUUCCUUUCUGUCUCGGCGUAGGCGGCGAUUGCAGCGUCUGUGGGGAUUCUGACCUGAGGCUGUCAGAGACCAGUUUAGCCUUUAUUUUGGGAUUGUGUUGGCUGUUCCGAGUGACGGAUUGGAAGAGGUUUUGUUGAUUUGAGUUUCGAUUGUGUGGUUUCUUUAGCUUGACUGCCGAAGCUUAGCCGUGAACGUGAAUUUUUGGUGCUUUUGUAGUGAUACUAGCAAAGUGGGAUGACGAUCGGGAGCUUGGCCCCUCCAAGAGAAAAGAAAUCAAGGAACAAUAAGCAAGUGGUGGAUGAGAAAGCGCCUCUGCUCCCAAGGAAACAAGAUGAGCUUCAAGGAGAGUUGGAUGGGUUCAAUGGGGCUUCAUUUUCUGGCGCGGUAUUCAAUCUUUCUACCACGGUUGUUGGUGCUGGGAUCAUGGCUUUACCUGCCACCAUGAAAGUUCUUGGGCUUGGACCUGGUAUAGUAAUGAUCAUCUUAAUGGCAUUUCUGACGGAGGCCUCGAUUGAGAUCCUCUUGAGGUUCAGCAGAGCUGGGAAGACAGUCUCAUAUGGAGGGCUUAUGGGAGAAGCUUUUGGGAGAACUGGAAAGAUAUUGUUGCAGAUAUGUGUCAUUAUUAACAAUGUAGGCGUGUUGAUUGUCUACAUGAUCAUCAUAGGUGAUGUGCUUUCUGGGACAUCCUCAACUGGAGUGCAUCACGCUGGUCUUCUGGAAGGAUGGUUUGGCGAACACUGGUGGAAUGGACGUGGAUUCAUUUUGCUGAUUACAACUUUAGCUAUAUUUGCCCCAUUGGUAUCAUUCAAGCGUGUUGAUUCUCUGAGAUUUACUUCUGCACUAUCAGUGGCACUUGCAGUGGUAUUUGUUGUUAUAACAGCUGGCAUCACUAUUGUUAAAUUGAUAAAUGGAAGCAUAGCAAUGCCCAGGUGGACACCUCAUAUUACAGAUAUGGCAUCCAUCUGGAACCUUUUUACAGUGGUUCCUGUGCUUGUGACUGCUUAUAUCUGCCACUACAAUGUCCAUAGCAUAGAGAAUGAGCUUGAGGAACCUUCACAAAUGAAGUCAAUAGUCCAUACCUCGCUGGCCCUCUGUUCCACAGUUUAUGUUGCAACCAGCUUCUUUGGUUUCCUUCUGUUUGGGGAGGAAACUCAGGAUGAUGUCUUGGCUAACUUUGAUUCUAACCUUGGGAUCUGCUACAGCUCAAUACUGAAUGAUGCUGUCCGCAUUAGCUAUGCUGUUCACUUGAUGCUUGUCUAUCCCAUCAUCUUCUUUGCUCUUCGGCUCAACGUGGAUGGGCUUCUCUUUCCAUCUUCAAGACCCCUGGUACAGGAUAACAGGAGGUUUGCUUUGGUUACUGUGGGGCUUAUUGGAAUCAUCUUCCUGGGGGCAAACUUCAUACCCAGCAUCUGGGAUGCCUUCCAAUUCACAGGAGCAACUGCUGCUGUUUGUAUUGGUUUCAUCUUCCCUGCAGCCAUUGCACUCAGGGAUUCUCAUGGUAUUGCAACCAAGAGGGACAAGUACCUGUCAGUGUUCAUGAUUGUGCUUGCUGUCUUCUCUAACUUGGUGGCUAUAUAUAGUGAUGCAUACACCAUGUUCAAGAAGAGCAAGGUUUCUCCAAGGGCCUAGAAUGGCAGGUUUUUAUACAGCGUGUCUCUUGUCUGUACAUAUGUUCCUGAAGGAGUUGGUUUGCUGAGUACAGAAAACCGAGGCUUGAAAGGAGGUACUGCCAGUUCAACAAAAGUUGGAAUAUUUUUUCAAGUAAUAUUCAAAUUGAAAAAUGUUCUAGAUCCUUUAAGUGAAAAUUGUAUCAAUAAACAUGGAUUGAAGUUUAUAUAGUCAAGAGCUUGUAAAUUUGCUUGGAAUAAACGGAACUUUGAGUAUUGCUGUGAGAGUCUACUUCCAGACUUGUACUUGACCCUUUUUUUUUGCAUCUCAACGCCAAAAUGCUGAGAACUGGUUGGUUGUGAAAGAAUUAAGGACAAUAAUCUUAAUUUCGGAAUUUCUGUA
This is a messenger RNA of Nymphaea colorata (pocket water lily), 2320 nucleotides long. RefSeq names its product amino acid transporter AVT6A-like. The record is from RefSeq and is a predicted model, not a curated record. NCBI's taxonomy places the organism in Eukaryota, Viridiplantae, Streptophyta, Magnoliopsida, Nymphaeales, Nymphaeaceae. Bases 545 to 1939 code for a protein of 464 amino acids. Gene Ontology annotation, molecular function: amino acid transmembrane transporter activity. The transcript is spliced from 6 exons. Gene Ontology annotation, biological process: amino acid transmembrane transport.